Passer domesticus (house sparrow) is the source of this 2360-nucleotide messenger RNA. RefSeq names its product nucleolar protein 11 (gene NOL11). Gene Ontology annotation, molecular function: RNA binding. The transcript has 18 exons. The record is from RefSeq and is a predicted model, not a curated record. Gene Ontology annotation, biological process: maturation of SSU-rRNA. Gene Ontology annotation, cellular component: nucleolus; nucleus. Bases 26 to 2182 code for a protein of 718 amino acids. NCBI's taxonomy places the organism in Eukaryota, Metazoa, Chordata, Aves, Passeriformes, Passeridae.
CUCGCGAGAGCCCGGGCUGGCGAAGAUGGCGGCGCUGUGCGAGAGCUUCACGCUGCGCGGGCCGGGCCCCGGCGGCGGCGGCCCCGGGCUGUGCCUGGAGCCCGGCCCCGGCCGCGACCUCGUGCUGCUCACCGAGGGCGGCCGCGCCGCCACGCUCUUCAAGAUUUCGGAUCAGAAGCCCCUGGGCUGUUGGUCAUUUAAACAUGGGCAGACUCUCACCUGUCCUGUGGUGUGCAACUUUGAAACCCACGAGUACAUUGCAGUUCAUGACGACAAGGUUUUAAGAAUAUGGAAGAAUGAAGACAUGAACUUGGACAAAGCCUUUAAAGCAACACUCUCAGCAGAUGUGUACAGGAUCCACUCCCUCCCCCGGGGCGGGCCGCUGGUGCUGUUCAGGGGAGGGGCGGUUCGCACGCUGGAUGUGCUCUUGGAGGCCCCUCAGCAGGAGAUUGAGGACCUCAUCUCAGCUGAGGUCAUCAGGUGGAGUGGAGCUUUCAUGGAAGGCCAACAACCUGUCAUAAUUUUCAUUACUGAGAAAGAUAAGGAUUUUUUUAUCUACGUACAGAAACCUAAGCUGGGUAGUCUACACAAAUACAAGCUUGAACAACAGAAACUAGCCAGGCCACAGCGUUUCACAGCACAUUUAACAAACCAAACUGUCACACUUCUGUGUUUGUAUUCCAGUGGCUGUGUAUACCAGGUUCUGAUACCUCUACAGCAAGAUACUGAAGAAGAAGAGAAAGAAGAAGUUUUGUCCAAGUCACUACUACUAAAACUUUCAGUAUCUGGAACUGUUCUGAAAACAGCAUCUUUAGUUGUCCUGGACAAAGACCACAUUGCAGUGUUGGGCAGUCUGCCUUCACUUGGGCCAAAACCCAAUGAACUUCUGACAAUAUGGAAUACGAAAUUUCAGACGUUGCAAACCUCAAAGGAGCUGCCCAUGGGGACCAGCGGCCAGUUGUGGUGUUAUGAGGAAAAAUUUUUUCUAAUUCAUGGGAAAGUGCUGACUGUAAUUAUGUACAAGUGUGAAACAUCAUCCUUGGCAGCCGCUGUGGGAAAGCUCAAGGACAGUCAAACCCUUGAGGUGUCCUCGUUUGUGGACUGGAACACCCUGGAAGAUGAAGAGCUGGUGGUUUCCCUUCAGUCCCAGGAGUCUGUAGCUCUGAAAGCAGAGUCCAGAAUAAAUUUGAGAUCAAGAGCGAGCACUGUUGCUGAACAGUCAAGGACAUUAUCAGUUGGGGAGCUCUUGCUAAAACUCAAAGGUGCUCCUAGUUUCAUGUUGGAAGUUGAAAUGAAAAAACUGAUGUCAAGAGCACCGACCCUAGAUCUGCAAGCCACUAUUGGCUGUGUGGUCACUGCUGUUACAGACAGAUGUAAAGAAAAUCCAAAGUACUACCCUCAAAAUUUGCUGCAGGAGAUCGUUGAAACCCGGGACUUCUCCUACAGUUUAUGUCCAGAUUUAAUGGCUGUUGCUUUGGAGAAAAAAGACAUGCAUCUCUUACAAAUCUGCCUAGAACGGUUUCCAGAUAUUCCUGAAGAGAUUACUUAUGCUUGCCUGACAGCAUUUUUAAGCAUGAGUGAAGACCAUCUUAAAAGUAUGGAUGUAAAUCUGGAUUCUGUCAUCUGUUACAUCGAUGUUGAAUUGAACGAUAUGGAAGUUAAGAGUGAAAUUCUAGAAAAUGGUUUCAGUGAAGAGAUGGACCAGGACAUGUGUGAUACCAAAAUCCCAAAGGAGAGCCAGAGAGAUGGUGAAUCCUGCCCUGUUGGCCUUCAGAAGGCAGCAUUGCUAAAUUCUGUUCUCCAUUCAGCUUACACUGAAACAUUUCUUUUGCCUCACCUGAAAAACCUUCCAGCUCAACAAGCUAUUCUAUUUCUCAGGUAUUUGUAUUACCUGUAUGUGAAAUGCAGUGAAAAAGUGAACACCACUCUUCCUGGAAUACGCUCUCCCACGAUAAAUCAGAUCAUGGAUUGGAUGUGCCUGUUGCUUGAUGCUCAGUUCACGGUCAUGGUGAUGCUUCCAGAAGCAAAGGACUUGCUUUCAAACCUGCAUAAGUUUGUGAGAGCCCAAGUACGUUUCUACUCAGAACUCAACAAGAUUGAAGGAAGUUUGCGGGAAUUACAAAGACUGAACCACCUGAGAGAAUCUCAGACCUAUUCUAUUGAAGUGCUGGAAAUCAUUUGAAUUUGAAACUCAUUAACACAUUUAUUUUGUAUUGAUUCCUUUUAUGACAAGGAUGUAUUAGCACUCCAUAUUGGGGCUGUCAAAAGUUGUUUUCUACAUAGGAGGAGCCUGGUUACUCUGUAGCUACAUGGGAGUUGUAAGUUUGAACCUUGUGUAUUAAAAUCUCUUUUUGACUGGA